AUGUCAACAGAAGAAGAUCAAAAAUUAUUCCUUUCAAUUGGAUUAGAUGAAAAGAGAGCAAAAGAUACUUUAAAAAAUAAAGAUCUUACUGCAUUAUUAAAAACCAUUAUUGAAGAAGCAUCCGUUUCAAAAGGUUGUGAUAAAUCAAUUGGUAACCUUUUAUAUAGUUUAGCAACUUGUCAACAAGUAAACUCACCAAUUCGUUCAAACGUUUCAAAAGCAAUUGGUGAAGAAAAAAUUAAAACCACCAUUCAAUUCCAAGCUGCAACUCAAUACUUAAAAGAUAACAAAGAAUUCAAUCAAGAUACAUUUAACGAUUUUUGUGGUGUUGGUGUUGUCAUCACACCAGAACAAAUUCAAAAAGCUAUUGAUGAUUUAUUCACUAAAAAAGCUACUGAAAUUUCUGAAAAAAAAUGGCAUAUACCAAUUGGUGAUUUAUUAAAUCCAUUAAAAGAAUCAUUAAAAUGGGCAGAUUUAAAAGAAGUUAAAAUAAUGUUAGAUAAAAAAUUAGAGACAACAUUAGGACCAAAAGUUGUUGAAGCUAAAGAAAAGAAAGUAGCAGCAACAACCACUGCACCAGUUAAAAAGAUUGAAGAGCAAUUAGCAGCAAUUACAUUGAAACAAGAUGCAAGCUUACCAACACCAAAGAGAUUAAAGAUUAGAGAAUGUUCACCAAAAUUUGCCAAUCAACGUGUUGAAGUUCAUGCAUGGGCACAUCAUGUUAGAAAUCAAAAGAAGAUUGUAUUUUUAGAGUUACGUGAUGGUACUGGUUUCCUUCAAUGUGUUUUAUCAGGUGACUUGGUUCAUCCAUCAAUCAUUGAUAAAUUAUUACGUGAAGCCACUGUAAAGAUUGUUGGUACCUUGGUGAUUCCACCAGCCGAUAAGAAGUGUCCAGGUGGCGUCGAGCUCCAAGCAGACUACUGGGAAUUAUUAGGACCAAGUAAUGCCGAUUUAGAGGGUGUUAUCAAUCAAGAAUCAAACGUCGAUCAUUUAUUCGACCAACGUCAUAUCAUGAUGAGAGGUACUCGUGCCUCAUCCAUCAUGAAGAUUCGUUCAUUAUGUUUGUUUGCAUUCCGUCAACACUUUUUCGAAAAUCAUUAUAUGGAAGUCACUCCACCAACCCUCGUAAACACCUACUGUGAAGGUGGUUCUGAACUCUUCACCGUCGACUACUUUGGUAAACCAGCCUAUCUCACUCAAUCAUCACAAUUAUACCUCGAAACUAUGUUACCAGUACUCGGUGACAAUUUCACCAUCACUCAAAGUUAUCGUGCUGAAAAGGCUCGUACUCGUCGUCAUUUAACCGAGUUUUUACAUUUGGAAGCUGAAUGUCCAUUCAUCACCUACGAGGAACUUCAAGAUCGUAUCGAAUUCUUGGUUGUCGAUGUUUGUGAAAAACUCUUCAAAAUGGACCCAGAAUUGAUCCUCUCUGUCAAUCCAGACUUUAAAGUACCAAAGAGACCAUUCAUGAGAAUGAACUAUUCCGAUGCUAUCGAAUAUUGUAAAAAGAAUGGUAUCCAAAAGAAACUUGAAGAUGGUACUGAAGUCGAUUUCGAAUUUGGUGAUGAUAUUCCAGAGGCUCAAGAAAGAAGAAUGAAUGAUCAAAUCGGUGAACCAAUCUUCCUCUGUAGAUUCCCUGCUGAAAUGAAAGCUUUCUACAUGGCUAGAUGUCCAGAAGAUAGAACUCUCACUGAAUCUCUUGAUCUCUUAAUGCCAGGUGUUGGUGAAAUCGUUGGUGGUUCUAUGAGAAUUUCAGAUUUCAAUGAAUUGGUUGCAGCUUAUAAAAAAGCUGGUCUUGAUACUGAUGAAUAUUAUUGGUUCACUGAUCAACGUAAAUAUGGUACUACUCAACAUGGUGGUUAUGGUUUAGGUGUUGAACGUUUCCUUACUUGGAUGCUCAAAGAAGAACAUAUUCGUAAUGUUUGUGUUUACCAACGUACAAAAGAUAGAAUUACCCCAUAA
This is a messenger RNA of Dictyostelium discoideum AX4, 1962 nucleotides long. RefSeq names its product asparagine-tRNA ligase (gene asnS1). The coding region runs from base 1 to 1962 and encodes 653 amino acids. The record is from RefSeq and is a predicted model, not a curated record. The transcript is spliced from 3 exons. Gene Ontology annotation, cellular component: cytoplasm. Gene Ontology annotation, biological process: asparaginyl-tRNA aminoacylation; tRNA aminoacylation for protein translation. Lineage: Eukaryota; Evosea; Eumycetozoa; Dictyosteliales; Dictyosteliaceae. Gene Ontology annotation, molecular function: asparagine-tRNA ligase activity; aminoacyl-tRNA ligase activity; ATP binding.